UGUGUUUUGUUGUUCGUGUGCGUGCGCCUGUUUUUGCCCGCAGGGGAGCAAUGUUAAUUUGUCAUCAAGAUCAGUGAAAUUAGUUUCCAUUGGGGUCUGUCGUGCGCGCAACAUUUUUAAGCUCAACUAGCGGAGAGAGUGUGAUUUAAUGCAAAUACCUACCGUUAAACGAGAUUUUCAUAUCUUGCACAAAAAAAAAGUACUAAAAGUGAACUACCGACGGCUUGGAGAAAAAAAAUUAUAAUUAUUUUAAAUCAUAUGAAACAAACUUUUCACAAAAAGUCAAAACAUAUCAAAAAAUAAAAAAAAUAAUAUCUGAAAAAAGUGUUGUGAGCUUUUGAACAAAAAAUAUUUUUUUUUAAUGUUAAUAUAAAUUUUGUGCAUCUGUUUUAUUUGGCUUCUUCUUUGUGGCAUAUUUUUUGCUGAAUAUCAUGGCAACGGAUACGAAUUCCGUGGAAACAAAUAAAAAUCCUGUGGAACGUGUCAAACCUGUGGAAACAUUGGUUUUGGCAAAUAUUGCCCUAAAAGCUGAACAGAAACGUUUAAGCGGUGAAAAUGUGGUCGGUCGCAAGGAAGAUGAACGAAUCACCAGUGCCGUUAUGAAAGUUUUAGAAGGAUACGAUUGGAAUUUGGUUCAAGCAUCGGCCAAGCAACCUUCGGAUCGUAAGAAGGAGCACAUCAAACGUCCAAUGAACGCAUUUAUGGUUUGGGCCCAGGCGGCUAGACGUGUUAUGUCUCAACAACAUCCACAUUUGCAAAAUUCCGAAUUAAGCAAAUCUCUGGGAAAAUUAUGGAAAAAUCUUAAAGACUCUGACAAGCAACCAUUUAUGGAUGUGGCAGAAAAAUUACGCAAAACCCAUAAGCAGGAUCAUCCGGACUAUAAAUAUCAGCCACGAAGGAAAAAAGGACGUAGCCUUACGUCCAGUGCAGUGCAAUGCAACAGCGAUGGCCUAAAAACGGAAGCAUCUGUUACGGCAAUGAUAAAUGGUGCUUCGGUCAUACCCAACAACAGCAACAAGAGCCACACCAAUAGCUCUACAGGAAUAACAACAACAACAGAAACACAAACCAAAUCAAAUACAAAUGGUCAGAACAGAAAACUGUCGACGGCAGCAGCAACCAACAGUCAUUUGUCAGCAAAAACCAUGGCAACAGCUGGAAGUCGGGUGAAUGGCAACAAAGCCAAUGGCAAACAACAAAGGAACCGUGAACAAAUACAACAACAGCAGCAGCAACAGCAGAUACUGCCACUGAAUGGAAAAUCUUCAUCAUUUGCCAUGGAUAUUAAUGAAACGUUAAAGAAUUCCUGUAAAAAUGUGUCAUUGUUGACUCAAGGUCGUCUUUUGGGAUCCAGUGGGGCAGAUGAAAGUUCAGCAGAUUUUCUAUUUAGUCGUUAUGAUUACACUAAAUCUUUGGAUUCACCUGGUUCAACGAGUAGUUCAUUGCUGUCGUGUGCCACCACACCCAAUGAUUCGCAACCCCUGACUCCACCAGCCACUCCAUACUGCAAUCAGCUGCAACGUUUCACUGGCCAACAUCAGCAACAACGCCAGCCAUCGAGAAAUUUAUUGCAGCAACAGGUUAGCGAUGUUGCCGCUGGUGGUCUAAGUGAAUAUCAGCUACUUAACAUUGAAGGACGUGAAUUUAUAUCCUUGGAUGAAUAUAACUAUAAUGCAGCAGGAGUGCCGGCAGCCAAUAAUGGAGGUGGUGCUCCUCUAGCAAUAAAUGUCGAUAUUCAUGAUGGAAAUCAUCAAUAUUCCUCCUCCCCCUCCUCCUAUGCUCUGCAAUUUUAUGGCAAUCAACAACAACAGCAGCAGCAACAAGAACAGAAUAACCACCAACAUAAUUCUAUGGAAUUUCAAAAUUAUGGACAUCUUGGUAGUUCAGCUGGCUAUACAUCGGUGUAUCGCCACACAAAUUGUGCUUCAUCUCCUACGAUGCACACCAUUGAACCUUUAAAUUAUUUCAACAUAUCCACGCCACCGCCAGCCACAACAGCUCACUCUCCUCUACGUGCAACAACCACAUCGCCCUUCGCCAAGACCCCCACUCACAGUGUGGGAAUGCCCAAGAUGAUGGCGGCCACCACCACAACUGCUACUCUGAAUGGACAUGUACACCAGUAUAUGGCGCCAUUUGUUGUUGCAACGGAUAUAACGUCGGAAGUUGCUGUUGGCAAUGCCAACACUAAUGAAGAUGUUGAAACCAGCAUUGAACAAUAUUUUAUGGAUCAAAUAAUGCCCAUCGAGGCGGCUACAGCCACCAACAUCAAUGGCACAAUGCAACAAUCCAGCACCCCCUCCUCCGCUUCCCUUACGUCUGCCACAACGAACAAGACACCAACAUCUGGAAUUUCUUUGAAUAAUUCUGCAAAAUCUCUCAUGUAUGCGGCAAAAAUUUCACACUCCGAUACACAUGUGCUCGAGGAACAUGCAAUAGCUGCCAAAAAGUUAUGUCUACCACCGACACCAUCAUCGAGCAAUUCGGCCACAUCCUGUUCAUCAUCUUCGCUGUCGCCAAACAAGUUUUCACCUACAUCACCCACAGCCACUACUGUGGCAGAUAAUAUGAAUUGUUAUUAUAUGUCAGCCCAGAUGCAAGGUACAGCGGGAGCCUUAAGCUCACCUAUGGGAGCAGGAACAAUAACCACAGAUGCACAUGUCGACACAGCAAUGGGACAUUCUGUUAAUGAAACUGAUUUCCCCAACCUCUAUGGCCACCAUGGAAAUGUGCAACACAGUCAUCAACACCAGCACCAGCAACAACAACACCAACUCGAACACCAUCUUUCGUCCCACACCAUGUCAAGUCUUUCAGUCAGCCAUCACCAUCUCCAGCAACAUCAUCAACAAGACCAACAGCAGCAGCAACAACAGCACCUCCAUCAUCAUCAACAGCAGCUCUUGCAGUGGAAUGCUACUUAUAAUGUAUAAAAAAAAGACAUAACAUUUAAUUAGUUCUUAACAAUAUUUACUUAGCUUGGCUAAUGAAAUGACAAAAACAACUCUAUGGUAUACUAUAGGCAAGGAUAAUAGCCCAUAUUUUUUGUUCUUAGCGAUAGACAGACAGUAUUUUUAAGCCUAUCCGAUAAUUGGAUUGUCCUAUUACCGUAUGCAAUUUAAGUGGUGGCUUUUAAAACACAUUGCUUCUUUUUUAUUGCAAUAAAGCAAUAAUUAAAUAUUUUCGUAUUAUUAAUUUUAUAUAAACAAUAU
Musca domestica (house fly) is the source of this 3212-nucleotide messenger RNA. RefSeq names its product alpha-protein kinase 1 (gene Sox100B). NCBI's taxonomy places the organism in Eukaryota, Metazoa, Arthropoda, Insecta, Diptera, Muscidae. The record is from RefSeq and is a predicted model, not a curated record. The coding region runs from base 432 to 2933 and encodes 833 amino acids. The transcript has 3 exons. Gene Ontology annotation, cellular component: nucleus. Gene Ontology annotation, molecular function: DNA-binding transcription factor activity, RNA polymerase II-specific; RNA polymerase II cis-regulatory region sequence-specific DNA binding. Gene Ontology annotation, biological process: regulation of transcription by RNA polymerase II.